AUGGAACUUCGAGCAAGGUGUGGUACAGCGGUGUUACAGCUUGUGUCAGUACUGUUAUAUAUAUGUAUAGGAGGUGGAGAAACAAAUAGAGAAGCAUCGCUUUAUAGCAAAAUACCAGACCUCGUUGACUAUCUCUGUCCUGGAAGUAAUGUCUGCUCUAGGAAUAAAUCAUCUAUGCCUAAAGACGAUGUUGCAUUUAGACCAGGAACAGAAUCCUGCUGUGCUGAAUGUUCCUGUUCAGAUGAUUGUUCGAAAACUCGUAAUUGUUGUUUUCCGAAUAAAUUGUCAUCAAAAGGGGUGAUCGGUGAAGAACUGCAAACUUUCAGAAACGAUUCUUCUUGUAUUUACCCGAUGUUUCCACAGCCGACAACCGAUGACUAUCUUUACCAGUCACUUUUGAUGGUUUCGUCUAUUCAGAAAAAGAUCUCAAACUCUCGAGAAGGUCCAUCCAAUGUAUAUUGCGGAGAUAGGCAGAUUGCUCCUUGGGGCAGUUUAUUUCCUGUCUACUCUAAAACAUCAAAAAUGAUAUACAAAAAUAUAGAAUGCGCACGGGAGGAUAAUGCAGAUGACGACAUAAUUAUUUGGGAUGCCGUUAUAAGGUGUGCUGAUAUAAAAAUGGGCAUGGCCGCUAUUGAACUGAACGCAAAUACAUUGCCGGAAAGCUGUCAGAUAAAUUUUAUCUUUCCUGGUGAAUCUAAUGUUUUACAACCAUUUAAAUGUUACAUCAAUCUCAUUGACACAUGCUCUGGGAUCAAUGACUUUCAGUUGCCCGAAGGAAUUAAUGUUUUAAAAGAUGACGUACGGUCAUUAUGUACAAACAGUGGCAUUGUCUCACCAUAUCGAGCAGAAAAACUGUAUGCCAAUGUCUUUUGUCACAUAUGUAGUGCAGAGAUGUUCUAUCGCCAAAGCUUUUGCAAAAAGUAUGAUGGCACGAAGCAUGAUUUCAAUCAAAAAGGUGGAUUUGGCAAUUUUAUAGCACUCAUCGAUAACAUCUUUAUUACUACGAGUAAGGAUACUAAGAAAGAGGUUUUUUCGCCUCUCGCAUGCUCCUCUAAAAAUGUUGACAUGUGUCGUCAAACCUAUUGUCCCACUGGACAACACAGAGACAGAGACAAUGACUGUGUUUAUCCAAGUAAGCUUUGGUUGAAUCAAAACUAUGCUGUUUAUGUUAAUCUUACAUUGGAUACAUUUAUAAACGUAUCGGAGAUUUUCAUAAAAGGAGAAAAACCAAAGAAACACAAAGGUAAAAGUGCAGCAAAGAAUCAACCACGGCUGUUUCAAUGA
This is a messenger RNA of Ruditapes philippinarum (Manila clam), 1284 nucleotides long. RefSeq lists its product as uncharacterized. The record is from RefSeq and is a predicted model, not a curated record. NCBI's taxonomy places the organism in Eukaryota, Metazoa, Mollusca, Bivalvia, Venerida, Veneridae. The transcript is spliced from 5 exons. Bases 1 to 1284 code for a protein of 427 amino acids.